AUGCUGUUAACUGUGCUUGUAAACUUUUUAAUAUUUGUUGCCACCUCUGAAGCUAUGACGAUGAAGCAAAUCAGAAAUACCGGCAAAAUGAUGAGAAAAUCUUGUCAGCCGAAGAAUAAUGUUGAAGAUGAGAAAAUUGAUCCAAUCAAUGACGGCGUCUUCAUUGAUGAGAAAGAAGUUAAGUGCUACAUGGCGUGCAUUAUGAAAAUGGCUAAUACGCUGAAAAAUGGCAAAUUUAAUGCCGAAGCUGCAAUAAAACAAGCCGAUUUAUUAUUACCCGAUGAGAUCAAGGAACCAGCAAAAGCAGCAAUCACAGCUUGCAAAAAAAUAAAUAAUGAUGAUCAAUAUGAGGGCCGAGAUAUGAGAUUAGUACCUAGGUAUAAAAGGAUUAUGAUAUUGCUUAAUGACAUAUUAUUUGCGAACAGCAAUCAAUUCGACGACCAUGCUCUUUAUUUUUUAUUUUCUAUGUGUUUGACAGUACAAAUAGUGCAUAGUAAAACCGAUGAAGAAAUGUUAACAUGGUUAUUUCGCCAAGCCUUAGAAUGCAACAAAGACUAUCCCAUCACACAAGAAGAAAUGCAAAUGCUUCAGAAGCAAAAAAUGCCAAACUCAAAAAAUGCCAGAUGUUUGAUAGGGUGCGUCUUUAAAAGAGCUAAAUAUAUGGAUGACAAGGGAAUGUUCGAUGAAGAAAGUGCAAUAGCCCAAGCAAAGAAAAAUCAUGAAGGUGAUGCGACGAAGAUCGAAAACUCUAAAAAACUCAUGGAAAUAUGCAGAAAAGUAAACUCGGAACCAGUCGAGGACGGUGAAGCUGGCUGUGACAGGGCACAGCUUCUCUUCAAAUGCUUCAACGAAAACGCACGUCAGUUGGGAUUCUCGAUGCACCCAAUGAAAUCAAAAUAG
Messenger RNA from Arctia plantaginis, 900 nucleotides. The record is from the annotation of a GenBank genome assembly. Lineage: Eukaryota; Metazoa; Arthropoda; Insecta; Lepidoptera; Erebidae.